Molecule: messenger RNA, 2025 nt
Organism: Vigna unguiculata (cowpea)
Lineage: Eukaryota; Viridiplantae; Streptophyta; Magnoliopsida; Fabales; Fabaceae
Product: amino acid transporter AVT1A-like
Biological process (GO): amino acid transmembrane transport
Cellular component (GO): vacuolar membrane
Molecular function (GO): L-amino acid transmembrane transporter activity
Source: RefSeq, a predicted model, not a curated record
UUCACACUUUUUUAACUCUUUUGCUUCACUUGCCGCCUCUAUUCACGUUUUCUCUCGAUACCUCUGUCACGCUCUGUCUCUUUCGCUUCCAUAUCUAACCCAAUCUCAACCAGACAUUUUCUUCUUCUUCUUCUUCUUCUUCUUCUUCUUUCUUUUACUCUUCUUCUCCGAUCAUCGCAAACGCAAAACCAUGGUUCACAACGAUCACAUCAACAAGGAGAGAGACAUUGAGUUUCUGCUCGACGACAACGACGACGAUGCAGAACAGCAGCAGGACAUUGAAGCUGACAAGUACCAGAGUAGCAGUGAAGGAGACAGUGAUGUCGAGCCUCACUCUUUCUCUUCUCACCAAUGGCCUCAGAGUUACAAAGAGACAACGGAUUCUUACACAAUAGCUGCUGCUCCAAAUCUGGAAUCAGUUCUGCGAGGGCCGAGUUUUAUAUAUUCCAGUUUUGACAAUCGUUCAAAGAGUAGCUUAGACAUUGAUGGAAAAACACCUUUUCUAUCUUCUGAAGGCAUUAGUCAAUCAACUUGGUGGGAGAAAGCCUCAGUACAACGCCAUUUUACUGGAGAAUUGCCCAUAGGAUAUGGAUGCAGCUUCACUCAGACAGUUUUCAACAGCAUUAAUGUGAUGGCUGGAGUUGGGCUUCUAUCUACACCAUACACAGUGAAUCAAGCUGGGUGGAUGAGCAUUGCAGUGAUGCUUUUCUUUGCGGUUAUUUGCUGUUAUACAGCCACUCUUAUGAGACACUGCUUUGAAAGCAGAGAAGGAAUCACUACCUACCCAGAUAUAGGAGAAGCUGCAUUUGGAAGAUAUGGCCGUAUUAUUGUAUCAAUCAUUUUGUACAUUGAAUUAUAUUCAUAUUGUGUGGAGUUCAUAACCUUGGAAGGAGACAACCUCAGUCGUUUGUUUCCUGGUACUUCCUUAAAUCUGGGUAUUUUCCAGUUAGACACUAUGCACCUGUUUGGAGUUCUGACAGCACUUAUUAUUCUCCCAACUGUUUGGUUGAAGGAUCUUCGCCUAAUCUCUUAUCUAUCAGCUGGAGGAGUUGUUGCAACACUUUUGAUUAUUAUCUGUGUGCUUUUUGUUGGGACCACAGAAGGUGUUGGAUUCCAUCACACUGGUCAAUUGGUAAAGUUGAAUGGCAUUCCAUUUGCUCUUGGUGUCUAUGGAUUUUGCUUUGCAGGACAUUCGGUUUUCCCAAACAUUUAUCAGUCCAUGGCUGACAAGAAAAAGUUUACCAAAGCCCUCAUAACAUGUUUCUCUUUGUGUGUUUUGAUAUACGGAAGCGUUGCAAUCAUGGGAUUUCUCAUGUUUGGUGAUGGCACUUUGUCUCAGAUAACAUUGAAUAUGCCACCAGGUGCUAUUUCUUCCAAAGUUGCACUGUGGACAACGGUUAUUAACCCACUCACUAAAUAUGCUCUGUUGCUGAACCCACUGGCAAGGAGUUUAGAGGAGUUGCUGCCAGAGAGAAUUUCAACCACAUAUUGGUGUUUCAUUCUUCUUAGAACAGUCCUUGUUGCAUCUACAGUUUGUGUUGCUUUUCUGGUUCCCUUUUUUGGACUUGUGAUGGCUUUAAUUGGUUCUCUCUUUAGUUUACUUGUGUCAGCGAUAAUGCCAACUUUAUGUUUCCUGAAAAUUAUUGGGAAAAAAGCUACAAAGACACAGGUUGCCCUCAGUGUUGCAAUUGCGAUACUUGGAAUCAUUUGUGCACUGCUUGGAACAUAUUCCUCUGUGUUGAGUAUUGCAGACAGUUACUGAGACAUCAUAGUCUUUCUGCACUGAGUGGUUAUGAUUGAAGUGUUUACCCACUCACAAAUGUUUCUGAAUCCCACCUACAUCUAUUUGGAUUAUUGUGGGGACAAGUCAUUUUAGCUUUACAAUAGAUAUUAAAUUCGUGGGUUUGUUUUAAUUAUAUAUUUUUAUAUUUAUAGUUAAUAUUAUUUAAAAAAAUUGAUAAAAUUAUCAAAUUUUUAAAUAUUUAGAUGUAUAUAUUAAAUAUAAUUGCAUUGAAGUUAAGAGCA